AAACCCUUGCCCCGCCCACUAUCGGUACACACGCGUGUUUGCAGCAUGGCUUCUUCGGCUAAAAGAAGAGCAGUGGGUUUGGGUGAAAAUCCCGAGGACAGUGACAACAGCUCCGACGAGAAUUUCGAAGAGGACGAGGACUCUGGAGAAGAUGACAGCGAGGCAUCGGAGGAGGAAAUCAAUGAGGAAGUUGUCGUGGAUUUUGAAGCCCAUGGUAUUUCACACAACGACUUUAAUGGCAUAAAGAAACUAUUGCAACAGCUCUUCCUGAAGGCUCAUGUAAACACAUCUGAAAUGACAGACAUCAUCAUCCAGCAGAAUCAUGUCGGCAGUGUCAUCAAGCAAGCUGAAGUUCCUGAAGACAGUGAUGAUGAUGAUCCAGAUGAAGUGUUUGGCUUCAUCACAAUGCUCAACCUGACAGAGAGAAAGGGAGUACAGUGUGUGGAGGAGGUGAAGGAGCUCAUAGUGGAUCAGUGUGAGAAAAACGCUGGCCACAGCGUGACAGAACAGCUGGAGCAGAUCCUCAGUGACACCAGUAAGCCUGUGGGGCUGCUGCUGAGUGAGCGCUUCAUCAACGUGCCGCCUCAGAUCGCUCUUCCGUUGCACAAACAGCUCCAGGAAGAAAUGGCUGAAGCUCAGAGGACAAAUAAGCCCAGUGGGAAGUGUCACUACUGUCUGAUGAUCAGCAAGACGUGCAAAGAGGCAACAAAGAGUGUUCCAGCCAGGGGAGGAGCGCCCAAAGAGGAAUACAUGUUCGUCAAUGCAGAGGAGGAAUUCUUCUAUGAGCAAGCCAUCAUGAAGUUCCAUUACUCAGUCCAGGAAGAGGCGGACUCCUGCUUGAGUGGCAGGUGGUCAUUUGACGACGUACCGAUGAAGCCUUUCAGGACUGUGAUGUUGAUUCCCUCAGACAGAAUGCCUGCCAUCAUGGACCAACUCAAAGAAUACCUAACUGUGUGAACUUCAAUCACCCCAAAACACCUAUGCAUACACACUGAAGACCUUCAGGCUUCAUGAAAAUGUUUGUGUACAGACAGCUACAGUGGUUUAAAUACUGUAAAUCUGAGCAAAGUGACAGUUUUUAAGUUCAAUUUGAAGAGACUGUAAAUCUAAUGGAGAGUGGUAUUCAGCUAGGACAAUAUUAAAGUCUUGAUCAUACCCAAACGAUACAUUUUGUGCUUCAAGAUUUUGCUCCUUGGGACGUUUACAUUCAAAAGAAACCACAGUUACCCUUUUAUAGGUUUAGAUAUUGGACUCAGGUACCAUUCUACUGAUGAAUUUGAUUUUUGUAGAGCUCUAAAAAAUAAAAAUCACUUUGC
Salarias fasciatus (jewelled blenny) is the source of this 1316-nucleotide messenger RNA. RefSeq names its product BRCA2 and CDKN1A interacting protein (gene bccip). Gene Ontology annotation, cellular component: nucleus. The record is from RefSeq and is a predicted model, not a curated record. Lineage: Eukaryota; Metazoa; Chordata; Actinopteri; Blenniiformes; Blenniidae. The coding region runs from base 46 to 957 and encodes 303 amino acids. The transcript is spliced from 7 exons.